Molecule: messenger RNA, 2043 nt
Organism: Dioszegia hungarica
Lineage: Eukaryota; Fungi; Basidiomycota; Tremellomycetes; Tremellales; Bulleribasidiaceae
Product: regulator of chromosome condensation 1/beta-lactamase-inhibitor protein II
Exons: 6
Coding region: 1-2043 (680 amino acids)
Cellular component (GO): cytoplasm
Molecular function (GO): protein binding; guanyl-nucleotide exchange factor activity
Source: RefSeq, a predicted model, not a curated record
AUGUCUCAGCCAACUCCACGAGCCACAUUCGCGGAUAUCCCGCCCGAGAUCUUGCUGGAGCGCCUCCUUCCCGUGCUUUCUGUCCGAGACCUCCUUUCCCUUAGCCAGACCGACCAGAGGCUGCACAGCAUAUGCAAUGACGAAUCGCAUUGGCUCCACCGCACCCGCCAAACCUUCUCAUUCAACCCGCACACCCUCGCCCCCUCCACCCCCGGCUCAGGCUGGUCCAAACGCCUCUACGUCGGUCUCUCCCAGCCCGAGCCCUUCGUUUGGGGAUCUACCGAGAAUGACCGGCUUGGUCUUCCCGCCCAAGUCAGGCCAGGCGGAGGUCGUACGAUGAGUUACGCAGCGCGUGUACUGCGCCCGCACUCGCUAGCUGGGCAAUUUGGGGGAUCUGGCCGGCGCUGGAUCGAGCGGCUUACUUUAGACCUCCAAGGAAGAGGGGUGGAGGAUAAGAGGGACCUGGCAAUUGUAGAGAUGCAGGCUGGGGGUUGGAGCUUUGCGGCAAGGGAUGUGGAGGGGAAAGUCUGGGUCUGGGGCCAACUUGAUGGUGAUCUGCCGGCCUUCCGUAUAGCUUCGUGGGCGGAUAAGUAUGAGCGUGUACCCGAGCCGACGCCCAUCCCGCUGCCGUGUCGCGCUGAGGCUAUUUCGGUGGGAAGGUGCCACAUGUUGAUUCUGGACGAGGAUAACCUGAUAUGGGAGAUGAAGGCCUGGGGCUUGGCAUAUCAUCACACUGCCCCCGCCCUCACGUCCCCUAGCAACUCCGGCUCCACCCGUCGUCCACACCAUAUCCUCCAACUUUCUACUGGCUGGUCUCACUCCGCCUGCCUCACAUCAUCCGGCGGCAUCUUCGUCUGGUUCCCCUUCACACAAGGCUACGACGCUAACCUUACCCCGAAAGCCCAGAUGAAUGGCCCGCUCGGGGUGCGGGCGGACGGCAAUGCCUCGAGGGCGGUCAUGUGGGGUGCUGUUGGGGAUAUCGUGCAUGAGCUGGAAGCGCUCCCCGAGCGACCGACCUAUGAGGACGAAGACGCGGAGAUGAAGGCCAAGCAGGACGAAUGGGCGGAUUGGGAUUCGAGGUCGGACAAGGCGAAAGAGGAUGGCGAGCGAGUCGUCAAGAUUGCGAGUGGGCAGGGGUUCGUGGUAGCUCUCAAGGGGAACGGGGAGGUCUGGUAUCGUCAAGUUGAGGAGAACGUUCACUUCAACUGGGAAUACCUCCCACACUUCUCUUCACCCCAGAUCACCCACAUCUCCGCCCAAUUCACCUCGCUUACCUCCUACUCCACUCUCCCGCCCUCGCGCGUCCACCAUGCCCGUCUGCCCAACUACUCCCUCACGGGCGCCAGCGCCCAAUUCCGCCCCGACCCCCUCCCGAGCCUACAAGGACAAGGCGUCAUUCAGGUCGCGAUUGGUGACUAUCACUAUGCGGCGCUGACGAGUCGCGGUGAGAUGUGGACGUGGGGUCAAGGCGCGGCGGGACAGCUGGGGUUGGGCCAGAAGGGGUCGAGAGGCGGUGACAAGGUGGACGAGCCACAAAUGGUGGGAGAGGGGGAGAAGGCGUUUGUGUUCUCGAUCGCGGCCGCGGGGCACCAUACGGGGGCGCUCGUUCUAGGACGGAAAAAACGGUCAGACGAGGAGGAGGAGGCGGUCCAGGUCAAGGUCACAAGCGAGUCGACCGGAGAUGGCAUUACCCGUGGGGAACAUGACGGGCCGACUGCCAAUAUGCCGGGCGCAUUCCCUACGACUCGCCCCCAAUCGCUCAACCGCCCCAGCGGGCCCAGCGGGAACAGCUCGACACCCGCUCCGACCUCUCGACCCGGCGAGCAGCUAGCACUGGGGCUGUCGCACUUCCGGAUCGGGUUUGCGGGGCGGAAUGCUCUACCUCUACCCCUUGAGCCUCAAGCUGGAGAUGGGGAGCUGGAGGUGCCGCUGGCGGAGGGAUCUGGCGGUGGUGACCGCGGAUCACGGAGGAACUGGGUGAGGACGAACAGGGGUGGGACGGGCGGGACGGCGGAGCCUGCGAGGCAGGGGGAUGAGAUUUAG